AUGGGAAGUUCGGCUCUUUUCUGAGAGCCGGCUCUUUUGACUCGGCUCCCAAAGAAGAGCCGGCUCUUUCGACUCCCGAACGGCUCUUUAUUUAGGAUCUUUUGUAGCCUAUAUUUUACCUUAACUUUGAAAAAAAAUCAUGGUUUAUGUGUUGAAAACCCUUUUGCUUUCAGUGUUUUUAUGAGAGACCUUAUAAUGCCUAAUUCUGUGCAUUUAUUCUGUGACAAAACCACUCUUACAUUUGUUUAUUUCAAUUAAACUUUUUUAUUGCACAAAUUAACAAUAAACUUCAAACAAAUCCACAGAACAGAAUCAAAACCAGAACCAAACUCCAGCAAACAGCAUUAGUCCUCAGGGCAGGUUGGCAUUCAGGAAGAUCAGAUGCCUCAGCUUGGAUGGGCUGAUAGGCCUGAUACGAUUUCGCCUCUCCGUGAGUAUCUGCCCUGUUUUGGAGAAGAUUCUCUCAGAAGGAACUGAUGUGGCAACAAUACAUAGUCUCCCCUCCAUCACAUCAGUUGCAGUAGGAGAGGUUAUACUUGCACGCAUGGGGAUGGCAGUAGACGUUACAGCAGCUGUUGUUCUGGUAUGAGACACACCAGGAUCAGUAGAUGGUGAGCUGGCUUGCCCUCUCUCCUCUAACUGCACUGUAGGAUGGACAGUUCUUGUAUGUCUAUGCAGGUUUGUGGUGGAACCUGCUCUUAUAGUGACCUUCGUUUUGCAGUGAAGGCACUCUGCUUUCUUGUUCCCAAUAUCUUUAAACUGCAGCCAGAUGCUGCUUCGCUUUCUAGUGUCACUCAUAGUUAAACGACACGACAAUGCAAGACGCACACACGCUCCUCAGUCCGCUCUGUCUCUCUCUUCACUUGCAGUGGAGUCAAGUGGUGUGUCUGCCCCGCCCCCUCUCUGUUUACACAUCCUUAAUUCUCACGUGAAUGCCGCAUGCUGGUCGCCAUGCUGGCCAAUCAUAACAGACCUCUGUGAAAGUGAAACCUAAGCAGCGAAUGGGCAAAAAACUGGGAGCCGGCUCUCACUCGAUGCGAGCCGGCUCUUCUGAUUCACUACAAAGAGCCGGCUCUCAGAGCCGAUGCUUGUGCGCAUGACCCAUCACUAGUGUGAGCUAGAGGAUGGGUGGUAUCUGCGUGUUCGCGUCACAGGUUAGUCCUAGCUGUCAAUUACAAAAUAAAACGUCUACAACUUUAUAUUUUAGGUAAAACUUGGAACGCAUGUUGACAGGGAAAUUAGCAUGGAAUCCGCAAUUCUCUAGCGACUGUAAUGGUUAUGCAUGAAUGGUGCUGCUUUCGUCGUAGAGCUUUUUUCACGAGGACGUACACUAGGAGAGAAGAGAGCUAGCUAGUGGGCUACCGCUAGCUAGCUGAUUUAGGAGAGCGCUAGCUAGUGGGCUACCGCUAGCUAGCUGACUUGCUAAAUUAGCUAGCUAAGAAAGUGAAAGAAGACGGCAGCUGAACAGAAGCUAGACCAACUUACUCAGACCUAUGCGACUAAUAUCAGGUGAGUGAUGGAGACGAGAGAGUUGACCGUGGUGGCUGGCAGCUUCGUGGGGUUUCAGUUGCUCUUCUCCGUGGCUAGCCCACUGUUCUCCUCAACCUUCACCCCUGGCUACAGCCGCCUGCCACCCACCAAGCUCACUGAGUGGAACUCCAGAUUGGUGUCCACUGUCCAUGCUCUGAUUGUGGGCCUCUUCUGUCUCUACAUCCUGUGGUUUGAUGAUGCCGUCAACGCAGACCCUGUCUGGGGGGAGCCUGGACUAGUGAAACUUAAUGUGGCCAUAACAUGUGGUUAUUUGCUCUAUGACCUUGUGCUUCUGGCCACCAACUGGAGCACAAUGGGGGACAGCUUUUUUGUCUGUCACCACUUGGCGGCGCUCUAUGCAUAUGGUUAUGUCUUGUCUCGUGGCGUGCUUCCCUAUUUCGCCAACUUCCGUCUCAUUUCAGAGUUAUCCACACCUUUUGUGAACCAAAGGUGGUUCUACGAGGUGCUGAAGUACCCUCGCUCGGACCGCUUGGUGGUGGCCAACGGCAUGGCCAUGGCAGUGGUCUUCUUCAUGGUGCGCAUCUUCGUCAUGCCGCCCUACUGGGCCCGGGUAUUUUCCACCUUCGGCACGGAGGCCUUUGAGCGCCUGGGCAUCGGUGCUCAGGUGGCCUGGAUCACAUCCUGCAUCGCCCUGGACAUCCUCAACACCAUCUGGAUGUACAAGAUCGCCCGCGGCUGCUACAAGGUUAUGAUGGGCGCCAGCGGCAGGAAGGCCAAAGAGGUCUCCCCGCUCAAGCAGAACCAUGUGAAUACCCACACAGACUAAGAGAUACUGGCAGGAGGGGGGGACAUAGACAGAGACUCUGUGAAAGCGAGACAGGACUUCAAGGGCUCUUAUAGCCCCUACUAGCCCCAGCCUUGCUAUUCUCUCCAUCCCCUGAAAUCACGUAGCAGAAUGGGUCAGGUCCUGAUCAGUUUCAGCCUCACAGAAUGAGACUGGUUCCACACUAGCUUCUGUACCUCAGUGUUUCAUCGAUGGUGUGGUGGUACCCUGGCUGGGUUUGGUUGGAGAUGUCAGAGUAGCUGUUAAGUACACUCAUUCUUGUUCAACUUCAACCUAAGUCCAGUCAUCUGAAGUGCCUGUGAUGGACAGGUAGAAAGCAAUAAAAGAAGAAAACGUACCCUGGCUCUGUCAGAAACUCCCCCUCUCCCCCGGCCACCAUCCUUUACCCUUUUCAGUUCCAUGACCCGUCCACCCAGAGGAGAGCCUCCUGCUUGGCCCACAGAAUAAGGACCUCUUAGUGUGCUAGUUUGACAGACAGAGAUACCACAAUGCCUCUUACUGCAUUUGCUGUGGCCUCCUUUUUAUGAACACCACCUACAUCGCCACCAGACUGGUCCCCCGCUCACAGCAACAGUUCAGAUUGAAUCACCACUGGAUUUCCCAUCGACAGCCUGGAUGCACAUCCAGGGGAAAAGGAGACAGGGAUGUGGGGAUUGGAUCCUACCGCUAACUCUCCAGAAUCAUUGUUUUUCAUUGGAUGCUUUUGCCUCAUCUCAUCCAGGGUCUGGCUCUGCUCUGUUUCGGACUCUGGGGUCUCAGUUAUCCCAUUUGUUCCUCCUGUUACUCAACCUCAAAACCAGGAAUUGAUAUCAACGCGUCUUAACUUCACUACACUAUCAUAACCCUCUGUCACAGCGGAGUGGUUAAAUCCAUCCAGUUUGAUACUUCUGUUCUACCUCCCCUGCCUUAUAAUGACUUGUCAGUCCCUCCAUAUGAGAAUAAUCACCUUCUGUAAAGAUGUUUUAGCCUUUGAAAAGAUCUCAUCCAGUAUCUCUAGUUCAGUGGACUGGAAAGGAUGUUUUCUCUCUCUCUCUGGAGAGUUUCCCAGCCACUGCAGUGUAACACUACUGUUAAACUCCACACUUGUUCUCUAUCUGAGGCACCGCUGGGGCUUUUAACUUCCAUUUCUCUCUUCUAUUUUCUGUGUUUUUGUGAGAACUGAAUUUGGAACAAGAGCGGGUCCCUUUUGGGGGGAAGCAUUCUCCUGGCUUAGGUGCUUUUCCGCCUACAGAAUGUCAGCCAUAGGAAUGCUAGAAAUAUGAUGUUCAAAAUAGUUUAUAUAGAUAUUCAUGUAUGAUCAAUUAUGAAUUACCAAUCUGACAACAGCCAUAAACUGGCAAUGUUAUACUGUAGGUGUAGCUAUGUGCUCUCAUACUGUAUAACUCAGUUGGAAAUCUUCCUUUCAAAUCAAGUUGAUUUGAUUGAUUUCAAUUCACAGAGCAUGUUAAGAAAACUUUGGAUUAUGAUGAUUUAUAGUCUCCCAUAACUAGUUUGGAUCACUAAACAGGAUAAAUAUGAAUUGCAUUAAUCUAUGGGUUCCUCUGCAAUUAAUUUUAAUCAGUGCAUUUUAUGUUUUUCACCCAACUGUAUUGAGUGCAUGUUAAGUGUUUUGUUUUCUGUCCCCCUCCUGUCCAUAAAGCGUUGAGAUCGUUUGGGACGGGGGUCUGAAAUGUUCGACUUUUCACUGUGGAAUUAAAGCACACUCCCCAUGAUGGAGCAAUAACUUUUUGAGCCCCCUCCAUGUACCACCGAGGAGGGUUGUAUUGUCGUGCCUUUACGCAAACAGGAAAUCUAAUGCAGUCAGGUAGAGAUUAGCAUGACAUUUUAAUGUAAAACUAGUGUUUGUUUUCCUUUUUUUCUUGCUAUUGUAAUCUCUUCUCUCUAUGGAUACUGUUAUGUAUAUAUUUUUGUACCCUGCACAAUAAUGAAUCCAGACAAGUAUUAUCCAAAGUUGACCCCUCUGUAGGGCCUGCUUGUGUUUCUUCUGAAUACGGGAGCAGGCCUCGAUAUGAAUGUUGUGGUGGUUUAGUGGUAUUAGGAGGAGUGGGAAGUGGCUUAAAGAGGCACGCUGCUGGUUAUGACCAGGAUGAAGAUGAGAUUGGAAAUGUAAUUCUUGACAUUUAGUUAUUUAGCUACUUCAAGUCGGUUGAGAAGAUAGUGGGAUUCUGCUCACUCUUCUCACCCAGUCCUCCAAUACUUCAAGCUGUGAAUAGUGCAACAUGUUUGUAUCAUUCAUUAGUCAAGUACAUGUGUAACCUGAUAAUGAGAUUUCUGGUUCUCCAGUAGGCUGUGGUGUGCAUUUAAGUCAGCUUCGGAUGCCUGUGAAAGAGGUUGUACUUCUGUCCAAUGUUAGCACAAACUGUUAGUUGGAUGUGUAGUGUUUGUCACUGACUGCAGUGCGUCUGUGGUGUGUUGAAUUGCAAUGUAGACCUCUGAGUGAUUUAAAAUCGUCAAAGUUUUGGUUUUUGGAAAUGAGGAAGUGACAUGGCGGUUUCAGUAACAUCAAGCCCGAGUGCACUUGUAUCGGCAAGAAAUAACCAUGUGGCCUUUUAUCUCUUUUUGAAAGGCUAACAUUGUGUAUUUAGAGAAGGUACAAAUGGUCUCAGGCCCUGGUGAAAAAUUAGGACAUAUUGUAGCUCCUGGAAGAACUGGUAGGACCGUUGCAUUUAUUUCAGCUGCAUUGCAGGUAUUUUCAUCUUUGUAAGGUUGAACUUAGCAGCAUCACAAGACUUUUAGCCAUUUGGUACUAAAUGCCAUGGAUUGGCCAGAAAAUAACCCAAUGAAGUCUUGCCCCAGCUCUUUGUGGACUCUCUCGGAUAGUCUUGCUUCACCUGUGGAGCAUAUUUGUAGACCGCAGCAGUCGCAUCAUUUAAGUCACAAGGAGGUGCGGAGAUGGAAUACAUUUAAGGCAAGAAAAUAAUUAAUAUAAAGUGAUGAUAGUGAUGAUGAUCGUAAUGAUACGAGUGAACACAAACUAAUGAGGAAAAAAAGCAUAGAUCAAAUGUUGCCAGUGUUUUUCUUUUUUGUUCUUUUUUUCUUUUUUAAAUUUCUUAUUUUAAUGCAAUGCAAUUUGUUACAUUAUUAUUUUCUGAAUAUUUUAAUGUGAAAAGAACAAUACACAGGCCUUAGGGCCCCUGUCUCAACACCAUGUGACUUAGAUUGUCUACAAUGACCACUACUAAUGAUGUCAUUGUAGCACUGAAAGUUGAGACUUACUUGAAAGUUUUGCUCUUCAAUAAAUUUGAAGACAGACAUUUA
Messenger RNA from Coregonus clupeaformis (lake whitefish), 5593 nucleotides. RefSeq names its product TLC domain-containing protein 4-B. The record is from RefSeq and is a predicted model, not a curated record. Gene Ontology annotation, biological process: lipid homeostasis. The transcript is spliced from 7 exons. NCBI's taxonomy places the organism in Eukaryota, Metazoa, Chordata, Actinopteri, Salmoniformes, Salmonidae. Gene Ontology annotation, cellular component: membrane; endoplasmic reticulum. The coding region runs from base 1517 to 2317 and encodes 266 amino acids.